Messenger RNA from Myzus persicae (green peach aphid), 4067 nucleotides. It is a transcript of the gene TrpA1, whose product is annotated as transient receptor potential cation channel subfamily A member 1. The transcript is spliced from 22 exons. Lineage: Eukaryota; Metazoa; Arthropoda; Insecta; Hemiptera; Aphididae. Gene Ontology annotation, molecular function: monoatomic ion channel activity; protein binding. Gene Ontology annotation, cellular component: membrane. Gene Ontology annotation, biological process: transmembrane transport; monoatomic ion transport. The record is from RefSeq and is a predicted model, not a curated record. Bases 236 to 3997 code for a protein of 1253 amino acids.
UAAAAAAUACAUACGCCAUAUUUUUACGGUGGAUUGGGUGUUUUGUGACUUCGUAUAUCGCUUGAAUUUUUUUAAUGUAAGAAGUGUUAAGUCGAAAACCGUGUUUGGGUGUUUAGCAAGUACUAAACUCAAGUGAAAAUCGAUUUACGUGCAACUUAGUCAACUUAUAUAGGUAGAUAUAUUGCGGAUUUGCGGAUAAUAUGCAAGCAGUAUAUCAGGACGAUGAGCUACUGACAUGCCCAAUAUGAAAGAAGAACCGGCAAGAGAUGGUGGUAUCAGGUGGAUGUCAUGGGUAAUUGGCAGUAGCAAGAACGUUCAACGAAAUGAUGAUACUAUACCUGGGAAGCAUCGUCUGUGGCAAUUGAUUCAAAUGAGAAGAAUACACGGGAGUAAAGUUGGCGGCACAGGCCGGAUGUUGUCGUCGAGUGAAAAACUUUGUCUUACACCACUCAUUUUUCGUCAGAGUUCUACCGUUGACGGUGACGUAUGUUUGUUGACAGAUAGCCCUUACAGAAUUUUGAGAGCCGCUGAAAGUGGUAAUUUAGAUGAUUUCAAUCGUCUUUUUAUAGCUGAACCAGCUCGUCUCGAAGUGAGAGAUUCGAAAGGCCGAGCAGCCGUACAUCAAGCGGCUGCCAGAAAUAAAUUAAAUAUAUUAAAAUUUAUUCGCAACCACGGUGGAGAUUUGAACUUAAAAGAUUCUUGUGGAAACACUCCAUUACACAUAGCAAUUGAACACAAUUCUCUGGACGCAGUGGAAUAUUUGCUUCAAAAUGGUGCUGAUCCGAGUGCAUUGAAUGACAAAAAACAAGCAGCUUUACACUUGGCGGUCGAGCUAAACCGAGUAGCUGUUCUUCAAGUAAUGUGCAAAUUCAAAGAUCGGAUCGAAAUCGGCCAAGGUGGCAAACAUGGUAGGACAGCACUUCACUUGGCUGCCAUACACGAUAAUGAUGAAUGUGCACGUAUAUUGGUCACAAGUUUCGCAGAUUCAAAAUUAAUAUUUUCCGUUGACGAAGAUACUAUACCAAAUCGAAAGUCAUAUAGUUUCAGUUUCUUAUGUUCAAUAUUCAAAAUGUGCUUGAUGUGGAAAUAUACUAAAUAUAAUAAGAAACGGCGCAAUAUUUGUCCGAUAAAGAUGCGAGAUCUGGGUGCUGAUAAUAGACAACCCUGCCACAAUGGAUAUUACCCAAUUCACGAAGCAGCAAAGAAUGCAGCGUCCAGAACGAUGGAAGUACUUUUGCAAUGGGCUGAGAGCAGAGGCAAUUCAAGACAUCAAAUGAUAUCGUUUUUCGACGCCGAGGGAAACGUGCCGCUUCAUUCUGCAGUACACAGUGGAGAUUUUAAGGCUGUGGAAUUAUGUUUGAAGUCCGGAGCUAAGAUUUCAACGCAACAAUAUGAUUUGUCCACUCCAGUUCAUUUAGCUUGUGCUCAAGGAGCCAUUGACAUAGUCAGAUUAAUGUUCGGCUUACAGCCUGACGAAAAGGCCCAAUGUUUAUGUUCUUGUGAUGUACAGAAAAUGACGCCGCUUCACUGUGCUGCUAUGUUUGACAGAUCUGAAAUCGUACAAUACCUCAUAGAAGAGGGAGCUGACAUAAACGCUUUGGAUAAAGAAAGUAGAUCUCCAUUGUUGUUAGCUGCCAGCAGGUCAGGAUGGAGAACAGUUGCAAGUUUAAUUCGAUUGGGUGCUGACAUUCAAGUUAAAGAUUCCAGUAAAAGAAAUGUCUUACAUCUGGUAGUUAUGUAUGGAGGAAGACUUGACGAAUUUGCUCACGAAAUUACUAUGGCUAACCAUCAAGGAGCUUUAGAAAUGUUAUUAAACGAAAAAGAUAAUACUGGAUGUUCACCUUUGCAUUACGCCAGUAGAGGUGGGCAUAUACGAAGUUUGGAAAGCUUAAUUCGGUUAGGUGCAUGUGUGAAUAUAAAAAAUUACAACGGCGAGAGCCCUUUACAUUUUGGGGCUAGAUAUGGAAGAUAUAAUAUUGUCAAAAGAUUAUUGAACUCAGAAAAGGGGGCUUUUAUAAUAAAUGAAUCAGACGGCGAAGGACUUACGCCAUUACAUAUAGCAUCUCAACAAGGUCAUACAAAAGUAGUGCAAUUAUUCUUGAACAGAGGAGCGUUACUGCAUCGCGAUCACAAAGGUCGUAAUCCCCUUCAUUUGGCUGCUAUGAGUGGUCAUACACAAACAAUAGAACUAUUACAUUCCGUGCACUCACAUCUAUUAGAUCAAUGUGAUAAGGAUAAAAAUACGGCUUUGCAUUUAGCUACUAUGGAGAAUAAACCAAAUGCUAUAACAUUGUUAUUGUAUAUGAACUGUAAAUUAUUAUUCAACUCCUUAGAUCUGAGUGCAAUUGAUUACGCAAUUUACUAUAAGUUUCCCGAAGCUGCAUUAUCGAUGGUUACUCACGAUUCACGAGCUGAAGAAAUAAUGACAUUGAAGUCAGAUAGGCAUCCUUGCGUUACAUUGGCGUUGAUUGCGUCUAUGCCACGCGUUUUUGAGGCUGUUCAAGACAAAUGCAUUACAAAAGCUAAUUGCAAAAAAGAUUCCAAACAAUUUUAUAUAAAGUAUUCAUUCUCAUGUCUUCAAUGUCCAAUGGUUCAAAAAAAUGGAGCGACUGGUACAUUAAAACCCACUCCAUUACCUGCUUUGAACGCAAUGGUCAACCAUGGAAGAGUUGAACUCUUAGCACAUCCAUUAAGUCAAAAGUACUUACAAAUGAAAUGGAAUACAUAUGGAAAAUAUUUUCAUCUUGCACAUUUAUUGUUCUACACGAUAUUUUUGAUAUUCGUAACUUUAUUUUCAUCUCAAUUAAUGGUCUACAAUCAAAUGGUACAAUCUAAAAAUGAUACGAGUAAUGCUUUAUUAACUGUUGAUACCACGACAAAUGUAGCCACACUGAAGACAGUAGCAGUUAUGAUUGUCAUUUAUGUGUUCAUGAAUAGUGCACGAGAAGGGAUUCAAUUUUAUCAGCAGGGGUGGCCUUACCUAUUGGAUCCAACCAACGUUGUGGCAAUAUUGUUAUACUUUUCAGCUAUAGCUAUGAUUGCACCGGUAUUAACGAAUUGUUUGCCUGAGUAUCAAAUAUCUUUUGCCAGCAUAACCGUAUUCCUUAGCUGGUUCACAUUACUCCUUAACUUACAGAGAUUCGACCAAGUAGGAAUAUACGUCGUUAUGUUUCUCGAAAUCUUACAAACCUUGAUCAAAGUACUGCUCUUAUUUUCCAUAUUAAUUGCUGCUUUUGGUUUAGCGUUUUACAUUUUAUUAUCAAGGGGUAAUCAUUUAUCAUUCAGUACGAUACCAAUGUCAUUAUUACGGACUUUCGCAAUGAUGUUGGGUGAAAUAGAUUUACUCGGAACUUACAUACAACCUUUGUAUGCUGAAGGCGACGAAGAAAAUGGCCAGGCUAGAACCAUACCAUAUCCAGUACCAGUAUUUUUGAUGCUUGGCGUAUUUAUGGUUCUCAUGCCUAUUCUUCUAAUGAAUCUACUUAUUGGUUUGGCUGUUGGUGAUAUAGAAUCUGUCAGACGAAAUGCACAGCUUAAAAGACUGGCGAUGCAGGUCGUGUUACAUACGGAGCUAGAACGUAAGUUGCCACACGUGCUGAUGGAGAAAAUCGAUAAAGCAGAACAGAUCGAAUAUCCAAACGAGAGAAAAACAAAAAUGGGCUUUUUGGAUUUUAUAUUGCGAAAAUGGUUUUGUAACCCGUUCUCUGAUGACGCAAUCGAAAUGGUAUUAGAAAAUAAUGAAAAUCACUUGGCUGAUGAGAUUGGAAAAGUGAAAGAUCGACUGAAAACGAUCACUAGCUCACUUGAAAACCAACAAACAUUUCUCCGCCUAAUUAUACAGAAAAUGGAAAUUAAAACUGAAGAAGAUGAAGUGGACGAAGGGGUGUCGGCUAAAGAAAUGGCGUUUACGAAUAAUCUGAAUGGAAAAUGGUCUUCGCCGAGAGUUAGGACUAAACUUAAAUCGUCAUUUAGUUUUUCUAAAUGUUAUACUAAAUAGUUCAAUGUAAUAUUUAGUAGUAAAUAGAUUCAAUAUACCUACAGUGUGUUUUACUGUGUUUGAAUUGAUA